Entelurus aequoreus (snake pipefish) is the source of this 3379-nucleotide messenger RNA. RefSeq names its product vesicle transport protein SEC20-like. The record is from RefSeq and is a predicted model, not a curated record. Gene Ontology annotation, molecular function: SNAP receptor activity. Gene Ontology annotation, biological process: retrograde vesicle-mediated transport, Golgi to endoplasmic reticulum. The transcript is spliced from 6 exons. Gene Ontology annotation, cellular component: SNARE complex; endoplasmic reticulum. Bases 58 to 744 code for a protein of 228 amino acids. NCBI's taxonomy places the organism in Eukaryota, Metazoa, Chordata, Actinopteri, Syngnathiformes, Syngnathidae.
CGGAAGUGAAAGAGGUCCUUCUGACUCGCCGUACCAGGAAGUGUAUACGUUUCCAACAUGGCAACCCUUGACGUCCACGUCCGAAUAUGUGAACAAGAAAUAUUAAAAUAUGACUUAGAAGUCAAAGCGCUUAUCCAGGAUAUCAUGGAGUGCAAAGGUCCUCAGAGCAAGCUUAACGAACUCAAUGCUAACGUAAAAAAGGGGUUGCAAAAUCUACGAUUACUUAUACAAGAUUUGGAGCAGAUGGCGAUGGAGCAAGACAAAGAGUCUGACAAGCUGGCCUUGAUCCGUCAGGUAGAGGGACACAGGAAACAGAUGCAGAGCAACCAGACCGCGUGGAGGAAGUCCAACCUGGCCAGUAAAUUGUCAAUCGACAAUAUGGAGAAGCAGGCGCUCCUUAAUGGAGCUGAUAGUGGCGCAAGACAGAGGAAGUCAACCAAAGAGGACAUGGCUGAGACGUCCAGUGACAUUACAAAGAACCUGAUGAGCAUCAGUCGAAUGAUGGCCCAGCAGGUUAACCAGAGCGAGGAGACGAUGACAAAUUUAGCUACGUCAUCCAGGACCAUCCAAGACACCAAUGACGAAUUUAAGACCAUGUCAGGGACCAUCAAGUUGGGAAGGAAACUUAUCACCAAGUACAACCGCAGGGAGCUGACUGAUAAACUGCUCAUCUUUCUUGCACUGGCCCUCUUCCUCGCCACUGUUCUUUACAUCCUGAAGAAGAGAAUAUUUCCUUUCUUUUGAGGAGUGCAAGACCACCUCCACUGCUCCACUAUAUCAAGUGAGCUCAAAUUAUUUUCAACAUGCUGCAUGUUAACCAUAAUUAAGUCAUCCGUCUAGUAAGAGUGUGAUUAAUUUUUCCAAAAUAAUGUACUUCUUUAGAUGCAAAAAAAAAGCACUGCAAUAAUAACAAAAAAACACACAUUUGUACUUUGUAAUCAUAUAUCUGUUGAAAUUAGGCCCAAUGUGAAUUCCUGGUGUAGGCUUUUCUUGCAAAUAAUAAUUUUAACUACUCAUUAAACUUUGUUGUUAUGUGUCAAUAUGAUGCCGUCAAAAAUGACAGACAGCAUAGAAUAUUUAGUAUUCCAAUUUAGAUCAGUCUUGCAUAUAACACUUACAUUUGGCAACCAAUCAAACUUGUUAAUCAAGUACGUGGAGAAUGACACAAUUAGAUACAGCGGAACAUCCAAAGUCAAAUACUAAUUUCUUUUUUGUGAUUUGGAGACAUGUUUUGGCCCUUCCCUCCCCCCCAAAAAUAUUUACUAUUAACCCUCAGGGGACAAAUGCUGACUUGUUUGUCCUUUCAGUACACGUUUGCUGUAUUUUCGUCAUGUUUUUUUAUUGUGGUACUCCAUUAUACAUGUUUUUUCCUAAAGGUUUUUUUUUUUCCAUGUUUGAUUAAAAACAAUCAAUGUUCAAUUCUUACACUAGCAGUUAUAUGACAAUAAUUGAAAGCCAAACAGGACAAUAAAGUACUAUAUUUCAAGGGCAUAAUCACAUUUUGGAUUAAUAUUUUUGGCUACUUUUUUGGCUGAAAUCGCUCGAUCAACUUCAGCCCUAAACAAAAUGACCAAACGUAAUGUGAUUGUGUUGUAUUAUUUUAACCCUUUUGAAGGGCUUUUUGAUCAAAUUAUGUCACAUGAGGUUUUUUUUUAUACAUUUGCAUAUAACAUUAGUGAUAUCACACAUUUAAAACUAACAUUAUCUGAACGAAAGGCUCAACGUGUAAAAAAAAAUUAAAAUCAUUACAUGUUUGAUAUUUUUGAUUAGGACUAAAGUUCUAUUGAUAAAUUUGAGCAAAAAAACUAGAGCGAGAUACUGAAACCAGUUGCUCUGAUGCUGCAUCAUCAGAAUAGAUGUAGUAAUAGUGUCAAAGUGUUAUGACUAAUUUUAAGGUAGAAAAAUGCUAUACAAGUGUAAUCCCUUUAACAUAAAAACAAUAAAUAAAAGGUCAAUCCAAAAUGUAUAGGGCCCAAAAAAACUCAAAGACUUUUAUAUUUGACUUUAAAGGCAAAUCAAAUAGAAUGUCCCGAGAGGGAUUAUGGAGUAUAUAAAAAAAUGUAUACAUAUUUAUUAGAAUAAAUAUAUAACCUUAUUUUUUUUCUGCAGACAAGUGCAAAGAGAAUGGGCAAGUUACUUACAAAAAUUUUAUUAUUAGUUAAGUAUUUGAAAGUAAUGCAUUUUUUACUAUCUAAGUAUCUCACGAUUGUUGUUACAUUAAUUCCACAUGACUUUUGAGUUACUUUUGUCAUAAAGUGCUUUAUUAUUUUAUUACACAGAUGGCUACCUGCAACAAGACAACAAUGCCAGAACAUCUUAUUUUUUGUAUAGCUUUUUACAUUAGAAUAACAAAUGAGUUGCUAACCAAAAAAAAGUGCUAAUUUUAAUUCUGUCUAUAUUCAACAACUCACCAUAUAAACUAAAAACAAAACACUCAUUUCCAUUUAUGUCCAAUGGUGGGUACAUCAGCUGUAAAUAACAAAACAAGACGGCUAAGGACCUUCAAUUCGAUAAAUAAUGGUCCUUGUUUUGGAGUAAGUAUUGGCAAAAAAAACAUAUAUAAAAUGAGCUUAUCUUUACUUCAGUUUUGCAAGAAUUUAAGGUUCUGUACAUUGCAUCAAAAUGUCCCUGUACUUUUAACCCAUAACUAUACAUUUCAAACAGGGAUUUGAAGCUUUCAGAAAGGUUUGCACCUCCUAAAAACACCUGUUAGCCUUGCUUGCAAGUUACGUGCAAGCUGUAGCCACGAGCACAUAUACGGCCGAGACAGAACAGCACGCAUCCCUGUCUUUCUUCAGAUAAGACCCGGAAAAGCAAACUAUCCUGCCCGUUUUUCCCCUCUCCAAUGUGGGCAAGGGUAAGGGGAGGGGGAUAUUUUUGGUCUGUGUGGAUUUGUUAUCUGACGUUGCCUUUUCAGCACCUCAUAGGAGAGCGUGUCCAGAGGAGCUGCAUGACCUCGCUGCCAUCGCCUCACAUUGCCAUCAUUUUAAUAAGAUAUACUUGCAUUUGAUGGAGUUGACAUGCAGGUGUAAUAAUAUGCCUUAUUCACUUACACACAUUGCUCAUACUUCAGUAAUCAUUUUAUUAUCUUCUGAAGGGACAAUACUAUAAAAAUGUAAUUUGGAGUUAUCCGUGUACAUCUUGUAAAAGUAAAAAAUAACACUGUAUUGUCUAAAUAGCGGCGUGGCAGCACAAUGAGUGCCCCUCUUUGUGAACAUUUUCAAGUAGCGUCCAAAUGUCAAUGUUGUUAUGCACUGCCUUAAUCCUCUUGGGCAUCGAAUAUAUCAGAUGUCGACGUCAGGGUGUCGGUGGAUGCACCUUCCUUUGCUUGAGGAUUGGGGUCCAGGAGACAUAUUUUGCCACUCCUAUCACUUUUAUU